AGAAAAUCUUAAUCUGCUCCAUUUUAAUCACAAUGUCUCAUCUGCUUACCCGGCAUUACGAUUUUAAAUGGAGCAGAUUAAGUUAAUUCUCCAUCACUGUUUUUUCUUCUAGGGCAGGCCUUCUCCGAUGUUAAAUUUGAAAAACAGCUGAAAUUCAAUCUGAUCAGCGGAGGAAAUUCGUUGAUUCCACUAAUUCUCUAUAAGUUUGUACUGUGGAUUUCUGUACCUGUAAAAUUCUUCUCAUUUUCUACUUGGAUUCAGCUCUGAUUCUUAGCUUUAUGAAUGUCUAGGGUUUUCAUCUUUCAUUAUUAAGAUGUUUGUUAAGUUUCUCAUGAUUUAGGCCUUGCUGAAUAUUUCUACUUACUGGUUCCCAUUAACAUUGGAGAUUAAAGAUUGGCUUAUUUAGGUUAAUUGUUAUUUCUCUGUCUGACUGGAUUUGUGGAUUUCAGCUUGGAUCCCUGGUUGAUUUGCUUUUGAAUUUCUAGAUUAAUUGAUUACUGUUUCUGUCUGACCCAGUUUGCAGACAAGUGAAUCGAAUGUGGAAUUUUGAACAUAUACUGGAUAAGAAAGCUGUGUCUCUCAAGACAACAUAGGUGUGCAUUUUGUAAAAUGAGAAAAAAGAUGGGCAAUUUUCAAAUACACUCAAGAAAGGUGCUCAUGGAAAGAGGUAUCCGUACUCAAUAGGAAAAAGCUUUUAAAGAAAAGACGAUAUCCUGGUGGAACGUCAGCAAUGACGAAAUCUAUCGUCGCUUUUUGGGCUGCAAUCUUUAGACCUGACUUAUAUCUUUGUUAGAUAGCUUUAUUUUUGAUUUGGCUUUAAUGUUGUCACCAACAACAGUAGUGGCACCAGAAGAAGAUGCCGGCAACAGUAGUAAUGCUACAGCUAAAGUUGCAGAUAACGUGAAAAUGACACCAUCAGUAGUAUUUGAAGAGAUUACACAGGCGUUAUCUGAUGUUGAUCCUAAAGAACAAUAUCUGCCGCCAUUUGAAAAACAACUUAGUGAUUUUACAGGAUAUCAUAAGACCAUGGAGCGGAAUCUUCGAUCUCAGGGUCAUAAGGUGAUGAGUAAAAAGUAUGUUUUGGAUGGAUACAAGCAGCUGUACGAUGCAGCAUGUGAUGGUGACUGGGAAAAAGCUAGUAAGUUUUUCAAAAACAAUCCACAAGCGAUUCGAGAAGUUAUCACAGAAGAACUUGAAACACCACUGCAUAUAGCUAUAAGCAAGAAUCACUUGGUGUUUAUAGAGGAGAUUGUCAGACUCAUGCCACCAGAAGUACUGGAAUUUAAGAAAAAAAAUUCUGAGUUUACAGCACUUCACUUAGCUAUCAAGUAUGGAAACCUUAAAGCAGCUGAGAUGAUGGUUAAGAUGAACCAGAAGUUAACUCAGAUACGCAAUUGCGAUGGACGGGUACCCCUCGCUUAUGCUCUUGCGUAUACUACAGGUGCACAGAAAGAGAUAGUUGAGUACCUUUACUCUGUAACUAAUGAUGAUGACCCAAGUCCAUUCUUGGGUCAUGAUGGUGCUAGCCUAUUGUGUGAUGCAAUUAAUCAAGAGUUUUACGAUAUAGCGUCAUCUCUUGUCCGCCGAUUUCCAGGAUUGGUUAGUACAAAGUCGAAGCGGUCUAAGCAAUAUGGAUUCGAUAUACUUGUUGGGAAGCCGUUUACAUUCUUAAGCGGAGCUAAGCUAACAUGGUGGCAGCGUUGCAUUUAUUCAUUAAUUCAAUUGGACAUGGAUGCUGCAGAUGGCUAUGACAGCCAAGUAAAUGACAAAAACCCUUGGGGAAUAGAUGUAGGGAACGAAAGAGAAAAGGGUAAGUGUUCAGAGAGCACCAUAUCAGACGAAGAGAACCCUUCACAAAGCAUAAGGGCCAAUAUUGAGGAUGCAGAGAACACUUCAAAGAUCUCAGAAGGCAUCAUAGGAGAUGAAUAUCAUCUUUCAGUGGGCUAUAAAGUCCCCUUAUCAACUAGCAAAGACCCAUCAAUAAUCAAGUCCGUCCCAAUCAUCUUCAUGCCUUACCUAAUGCGAGUGCCUCAAAUCAAACAAUUGUACAACCAGAAGUUGAUGCAUAAACAGGCCCUCGCAUUGGUCAAAAGUAUGAUAGGACAACUCAAAGAAGCAAUGAACAGGAAAGAGAUAGCAGAGUUUUUUAACAGUUCUACCGCCAUCAAGGUAGCUAUAAAGCAUGGGUCGACGGAGUUUAUAGAGGCGACCCUUGAGAAAUUAUAUUACCUAAUUUGGCAAGAAAUUGGAGGACUAACAAUGAUUCAAAUGGCUGUGCAAGAACGAGAUGAUACUAUUUUUAAUUACUUGUGCGAAACCGCUGAUAUUAUGGGGGAAAAAUUGAGUCUAUAUUCUAAAGAAGAUAAAAGCUACAACACUCUCUUGCACUAUGCUGCAAAAUUAGCGCCUUUGGCUAAACUCAAUUUGGUUUCUGGUGCAGCACUGCAGAUGCAACGUGAAUUACAGUGGUUCAAGGGCGUGGAAAGUAUCCUACUCAAGAAAAAAAAGUUCAGCCCAAACAUAGAUGGAGAUACAGCUCAGUCAAUAUUUACGGAGGAACAUAAAGAUUUAGUGGUGAAAGGCGAGAAAUGGAUGAAGGAUACAUCUGGAUCUUGCAUGGUAGUAGCUACCCUCAUUGCUACUGUAGCAUUCGCAGCUGCUUUUACCAUCCCUGGAGGUAAUAUAAGUGAUAGUAAUAGCGGCAAAAACGGCACUCCAGUUUUCUUGGGAACUACAUCAUUUAUCGUAUUUGUUGUGGCUGAUGCAUUAGCUCUAUUCUCUUCAAUCACGUCAGUGCUUAUGUUUUUAGCUUUGUACACUUCAAGAUAUGCAGAAGAAGAAUUCCUCAUGUCCCUUCCACGAAAACUUGUUAUAGGUCUUGGAACUUUAUUCAUAUCGAUGGCUACCAUAUUGGUAGCUUUUAGUGCAGCAUUGUCCAUUGCGCUUGAAGAUAGGUGUGUCUGGGCACCAAUUCCUAUGGCGUUAUUUAGUUGUGUUCCUGUAUUGCUAUUUGUACUGUUGCAGUUACCAUUGUUUGUUGAAAUUGUUCGUUCUGCGUACUGGGGUAGCCUCUUCUCAAAACAUAGAUAUGCCCUACCUAGAGUUGCUCAGUACAAUGGUACUAAGAAAGAUAAUUGAGCUCUAAAUCAGGUUGUUCUGGCUGCUAAGAAUUGGGAGGUGUAGUGAAAUGUAUGCCCUGUGUUCAUCAACUUUGGUGCAUUUUACUCGAUUUACAUUUCUUGGUACUGAACAUUUGCAAUUGGUAUAUCCCUGUUAAUGAAAUCCAAUUUGUUACA
Messenger RNA from Papaver somniferum (opium poppy), 3296 nucleotides. RefSeq lists its product as uncharacterized. Gene Ontology annotation, molecular function: protein binding. NCBI's taxonomy places the organism in Eukaryota, Viridiplantae, Streptophyta, Magnoliopsida, Ranunculales, Papaveraceae. The record is from RefSeq and is a predicted model, not a curated record. The coding region runs from base 820 to 3138 and encodes 772 amino acids. The transcript is spliced from 9 exons.